This is a messenger RNA of Moneuplotes crassus, 1884 nucleotides long. NCBI's taxonomy places the organism in Eukaryota, Ciliophora, Spirotrichea, Euplotida, Euplotidae. The record is from the annotation of a GenBank genome assembly.
GCUGAUAAUCCAAGAAUUCAAUUUCCAGAAAUGGCAAAUCUUCCCGAAAAUACUGGAGAUAUUAAUGCAGCCUCACAUUUUGACCCUGGAGUUCCACAGCAGAAGCCAAUGGGAAAUGCUCCCGUUCGGGAUAAUAGGCUGCAGCAAAGACAGAAUGGGAUACCCUCAAAUAUGCCUGCAGCACCUGCUGCUGCCCCUCCUAUGAACAACGUUCCUCCUGGGAUGAGAAACCAGAAUCAAUUAGCCCAGAGUAUGCCUCAAAUGCCAACAGUCGGAAAUCAGCGUUUAAAUGGUGGACCUCAGAAUAACAAUAAAACAGGAGGUGGGCUUGACUUCAGAGAUGAUGCUUCCAGAGUCUCAAUGUCAAGAAUGAAAAGCUCUUACGGAGAAGAGCUUAAGAAGCAGAUGGAGGCAGACAAGAGGAAGAAGAGAAAAAGCAAAGAAAGAGACCUUGAUGAGGAUGUCGACUUCCUCCAAGAAUCUUUCAAUUAUCAACCAUUCGGAAAGGGUGGUGCCGGAGCUCCGUUAAGAGAUCAGUUUGGAAAUAUGAUCACAUCGAGAAAGCCUCAGAUGAGAGGAGAUCAUGAGAGGCAGCAUUUUAAGAGAUUUCUUAACAAAAGUUCAAGAGGAAGUUCAAGAGCUAGUAGAAGGAGCAUGCAUGGAAGAAAGAAUCAUACAACUAGAAAUGAUAGGUAUGAUGAGUUUGAAGAUGACGAUGAUUAUGGGGCAGAGCCAGACUUGAUUGCAGCAGGUCCUAUUAGCAAUACUACAGCUCAAACAGCAGCACAAAUGGCGAGUAACCGCUUCUUUAAGCCAGACUAUAUUGUUAACGUUGAGCCCAAAAAGCAGAAGAAAGCUCCAAGAAUGCCUGCAAUGCAGGCUCCAAGAGCAGCAGAGCCUCAACCUCAGCCCCAGCCUCAAGUGAGCUAUCAGAUUGUGCAGCCCCAAGUAGAUUGGGCAGCUUGGAGAAACGAAUUAUUUGCUUUGCUUCAAUGGGAACGUUGGCAAAGAGAAGAGGAAGAAAAACGGAGAAAAUACCAGUGGAUGAACGAUGAAGAAAAAUAUAAAAACGAGCGAGAAGCCAUGGAAAGAGGAUUUCAGAGAGAUCUUGAAGACCGGCGUCGACAAUUCAUGGAUAUCCAACAAGAAAAUUUAGAAAGAAUGCAAGAUUACUGGGAGCACAGACAUGAUGAAGAAAUGAGAAGAUGGGAAGAAAUGAUGGCUCAUCCCAGGUAUGUUCAAUAUCUUGACAGAGAUAAUUCUGUCAAGCUAUCUCAGGCCUUCGUUGAUCAACUAGGAUCUACAAUGAGACUUGAGUUAGAUAAAAUCAAAGGGAAUAUGGAUGAAAGAGAUCUAGAACUUUUGAAGCAAAUCGCUUCACUUAAGAAAGAUGCCACAGUUGCUGAUCGAGAAAGAUUUGAUUCACUGGCUGAAGUUGAUAGAAUGAGAGGUGAACUUGAGAACCAGAAAGCUCUUGAUGGAAUAAGGCAUAAAUAUGUGUAUAAUACUUUACUGUGGGAUAAAUUAAUGGACCAUAAAAUGAGGUACCCUGAAUGAAAACCUAAAUAUAAGGAUUUUGAUUACAGUAAAAAGUAUGCUGUUGAGAAGUCGAUAGUAGACUCCAUUCCAACAGUUCCAGAUGGAGAAAAAUUUAAGCUAGAUAGUCUUGACAAAGAAAGAAUUAAAAUUGACGAUAUUAAUCAAAGAAGUAAUGACUUUUUAGCCCAAACUAUUAAUGACAAAGCUAGAGUUGAAUUGGAUAAACUUGAUUCUGAUUUAUUUAAAAAUGCAGGCUCAAAGACAUAUCGGGAUGCUCAUGAUGCCUACUCUCGGAUGGGAGGACUCAAAACUGGAGAACAUCAAGUAAAUUACAAAGAAUUCUAA